Messenger RNA from Parathielavia appendiculata, 1012 nucleotides. RefSeq lists its product as uncharacterized. The record is from RefSeq and is a predicted model, not a curated record. Bases 199 to 798 code for a protein of 199 amino acids. The transcript has a single exon. Lineage: Eukaryota; Fungi; Ascomycota; Sordariomycetes; Sordariales; Chaetomiaceae.
AAGCUCUCCCCUCCACCUCUCCCCCACCCCCCAUCGGUCGCGAAUUUGCUAAAUCUUGAUGUGCCACUCUGCCUCGCGAACCACGGCGAGGCCCUCCGACGGCCCCGGCUUCAGAAGUCAAGCUAGCCUCCAGCACAUGCUUCCAAUUGCCGCGACGCUCCCCAAUGUUCCUGCCGAUGGGGUCUCGGUGUGCGCUGCAUGCAGUGCCAGGAGUCCCUCCGCCGUAUUGAGCGAAACCGGCCAUCGCCACUCGGAAUCCUAUCAAGCUCUUGCUGCGUCUUGCACUUGAGGUUGUCCCCAUGUGCCUGCUUCUGGUGCAGACGCUGCAGACCUACGCCGGAAUCGGCAACCCCGACCAAGCUAUGGUGCUUCUCAAACCCGUACAUUACAGGGAGACUGAUAUGCUUGCGUGCGAGGUCGAAGACUCCUCCGAGCGACAUCUGCACCCUGAGCGUUACGAUUGAAAACUAUUUACCUCAACUACACAAUGUUGGACUGAGCGUGUAUGGGCUUCUAGGAACCGCAGCUGCCAAGCAAGGUUUCCGCUCGCGGGCUCCGUUUGGGGAGCCCGAGAGAUUUCAAGCGAUCAGGGCAUGGCUUGCGACGCAAUGGAGCAAAGCAGGCGACGCCAGCCGUCAUUCGCCGUUGCCUACACGUCUUAUCAUGGUUGGAAACACAUUUCGAUGCAGGAGUGCGUCUCGUGGAAACGGCUUCUCUUCCGACAGACUCGAAGGACCAAGGAUACACUGCCCUCAGCUACCGGUGGGGAACUACCAACUCGCUCACGACAACCGUUGAUACGAUUCAGGAGCGCAUGAGACACAUUGCCGUCGACCAAAUGCCUCGGACCAUUCGUGAUGUGGUCCAAGUCACGCGACGUCUUCGUAUCCGCUACCUCUAGGUAGACUGUCUGUGCAUCAUCCGGGGUGAUAGAGAGGAUUGGUCUCAGGAAGCGGGAAGAAUGGGCGACGUAUACAUGCACGCCUACUGUACCAUCGCCGCCCAAGCAGCG